AAAAAAUUAUGAUAACAGCAAAUACCAAACACGUGAUGCUCCAAUAACAGCAAGUAAUUUCUCAUUUAUAUGCCUCUGACUUUUCAUUCUCUAGUUCCAAUGCCUAUGCUCUAUGCUCCAUUCAAAAGCAUUCCGCUCUUUAGCACCCACUUGUAAAUUCUUCAUAUUUCCAAAGUUUGUCAACACUUCAACUUAAUUUCAGUGUUUCCUUCAACUUCAACCAUGGCCAUUGUGAAUACUCUGCUUGUAACAGCCAAUGUGGCAUUCUUCUAUGCAAUUCUGAUAUGGCUGCUUCUUCACACUUUGAGACAAAGCAAGUUUCUCCAACAAGGACCAAAAUUCUUCUCCAUUAUCACUCUCCUAUUCAAUUUCAUUCUUACCCUUUUAACUAUAGCUUUUGCAGUUCAUGAAUAUAGGACUAAUAAAAUAGUGAGAUAUAGUUCUGUUACAUCUGCUCUAACAUGGGUUAUGGCAAGCUUGGUUUCAUUCUAUUCAAUGAAGAAGACAACAAGAGACAACAAAAGAUUCCCUUUUGUUCUGGUUCUCUGGUGGGUCUGGACCAGUAUCAUAGAGGCAAUCUCAGUUUGUAUUGGACUAAUGAAGAACAACUUUAAAUAUUUGGACUUCUGGAAUUUCUUGUCAGAGGAUGAUAACAUAGUUGGUGUGGUUUCCUUGCCUAUGUUGUUGCUUUUGUGUUUGAAUUUAUGUGCAAGAGAAGAACAACACAACACUGACAUGUAGGGGUUAUUUUCCCCAUUUUUUUUGAAUAUGCAAAAAGCAAAAUACAUAAAAUAAGAGAAGUCAUAAAUUUGUUACUAACCAAUUAGUACAAUUGAAAGACUUACUGCAGAGUAUCUAUUUACAUUGCAAUAUAUUUAAGUUAACGAAGCUGAAUAUUCAUUGAAGAGUUUAUUGAUGAAUUAAAUGAAUGAACGAAAAAAAUUCUUCAAUCCUGUUUAAAAAAAAAAUGAAUGAGUAAUUAGUCUCUCCCCCGAAUGGAUACAAGAGCCUCUAUAUUUACUAUCAUAUUAGUCAAUUUAUUUCUCAUGAUUCAUAGCAUGCAACAAAUUAAAGUGCUUUUCCUUUUAGUUUCUUUUUAUUCUUUAAACUUUUUGUUUAAUUAGAUUUCUUUCACCUCUAGGCAUCAAAACACGAAAAGGCAUCAAAACCUCUAACUUUCUUUCAAUUUUUUCUUCGUUUAUCUGCUACCAUAAAUUAUAAUAGUAAAUGAAUAGCAUAAUAUUUUUGAAGUUAAAAAUCAAAAUUAGCUUAUAGAAGAUCCUCAAUUCAAAAUUAAAUCUAACUUUUACAUAAGAGUAAAAUUCUAUUAAUAUUUAAAAAAUUGUACAGCACGAUUGUUUCAGAUUGAUGAAGAUUGCUUUAUCUUUAUUCAACAACAACUAAGAAUUUAUAAUUUAAAAAAUUGAACAGAAAAUAAAACAAUUAACACUUUAACAUAUAACAUUUCCCAAAAAUUACAUACUAACCUAAAUGAGUGACCGGAGAAGACGACCCUGGAGCCUGGAGGAAGCUGGGUGCUGGAUAGGGAACAGCUGACUGAAGACGAAGCUGGCUGCUGGAGAGGGAACCGGGAACAACGAUGCUGACAGAGAUACCAACUGAGACGCCAACGAUGGAGAGAAAGUUGGUUGCUGCGUCGCUGCCGCUACCAGGAAGACGAUGGAGAAGACGAUGCACCAGAUGGUCCCACGGACGAGGUGGAGAAGACGAUGAAGAUUGGAGAAGCUGGUUGCAUGGUAGGAGGAAGCUCUGCCUCUGCUAGGGUUUCUGUCAUGGCACAGCUCUUGGUUCACCCUGGAGAAGAAGAAGAUGAUGAUGAUGAUGAUGAUGGAGAGAACUUCACAACUGCAGGCAUUUGGAGCCAACUCACAUUUCGAUGGCUGAAUCCCAUUUUUAGAAAGGGUCGAGUUCAGAAGCUUGAGCUUGCUCACAUUCCUGAAGUUCCUCAUUCUGAAACUGCAGAAAAUGCUUCUUCCUUAUUAGAAGAAUCGCUUGGCAAACAGAAACUUGAAGGGAAUUCCUUGACUAAAGCUAUAACCAGUUCUGUGUGGAAGUCCUUGACUUUUAAAUGCAGUUUUUGCCGGGGUUAAUACAAUUGCAUCCUAUAUGGGGUCCAUUGUUGAUUACAUACUUUGUGAAUUUAUUGGUGGAUGAUAAUUCCAAUUCAAGCAUCCAAUGCGGCCUCAUUCUUGCAUUCAUAUUCUUCCUCUCAAAGACAUUGGAGUCACUGAGCCAAAGACAACGGUACU
Molecule: messenger RNA, 2270 nt
Organism: Arachis ipaensis
Lineage: Eukaryota; Viridiplantae; Streptophyta; Magnoliopsida; Fabales; Fabaceae
Source: RefSeq, a predicted model, not a curated record